AUGGCUUCUCCCGAAUUUCCCUACCGCCAACCUUUCGACUUCGCGCGGGUCUACGCGACCAGUGGAGGGGCUGGCAGGCCAAUUCAUACACCACAGCGACUGAUUGAAGUUCGCCAACAGUACUCUUCUCUUCGCCUAAACGGUUCAGCACAUCUUCCUGACUUGUAUGGCAUCAAGACCUCUUUCACAUUAGUCUCAUACGUCAGAAGAGCAAUUCUUACUCUCGAGCAGAACGGCACGACAGCAGAGCUCGAGCUCAGAUCCGGAGACCUUCUACAGAUCAAUGCCCAUACCGGCAUGGACCUCGCCUGUCAAGAUCCUGUCGCGAUGCCAGAGGGACGUGCAGAUCUACCACAUUUCCGCCCACUGCAAUUCCGGGCAAUGAAAGAGAUGCAACGAAGCUGUCCAUUCUUUCUCGACAUUCACUGGGGUAGCGCAGUCCAAACCAUUCCUCUCGACAACGCGCAGAAGUUCAUGCGCCCUCUUCUUAAAAGCUGGACUAACAAGUGGGAAGGAAGCGCCGUUCGUGUCGAUCUUCUACAGACCCUGCGCCAGAAUGCGCACAGCAUGAAGCCAGUGACCCGAGUCAUUUGCUUCGAUCUCGGUCCUCUUUUUCCUGGACCGACGUAUGAGCGGGGAUUCAUCCAACACCUCGCAGCUAUGGAUGUCGCCCGAACCCUAGCCCAGAUACAGGGAAACAUUGUCACCCUCUUUGUUCAAGACGUACGGUACACACCGGCUUGCAAGACUCUACUGACAGAUCUUGAGCCACUCAUCAGCUUCGCUAACUCGACCGUCGCGCAAGGCUUCGAUCUCGUCAAUAAGCACUCAUUCAUCAUCCAUCUCAACUCUAAGGCUGUUAUCCUCGAGCCAGCAAUACAGAUUGCUAGGCCUGCUGGACCUGCAGGCAUCUGGUUCUUCCUGGAAUUGAGAACGUUGAAGAGAAGUGGAAUGGAAAGUGGCAAGAGGGACCUCUGCCUCUGCGGUACGUCCGAGGGUCAGCGGUGGAGAGCGAGUACAGGGAAAAGUGUGCAGUGGUGA
Messenger RNA from Alternaria incomplexa, 1041 nucleotides. RefSeq lists its product as uncharacterized. Bases 1 to 1041 code for a protein of 346 amino acids. NCBI's taxonomy places the organism in Eukaryota, Fungi, Ascomycota, Dothideomycetes, Pleosporales, Pleosporaceae. The transcript has a single exon. The record is from RefSeq and is a predicted model, not a curated record.